Messenger RNA from Adineta steineri, 1008 nucleotides. NCBI's taxonomy places the organism in Eukaryota, Metazoa, Rotifera, Eurotatoria, Adinetida, Adinetidae. The record is from the annotation of a GenBank genome assembly.
AUGCUGACUACAACAACUAUAACUCCCAUAGAUGCACCAAUAACUACUACUAUUAUAAACAAUACCUUGUAUCCAUCUCAUCUGCAUCAUGCACUCAUCAUUGAUCGAGAUUCGAGAGGACAAGCAAAUCCAGAUACUGAUGAUUCAACUUUUCUAAAUCAUUUACGUAAUCUUGCAACACAACCGAUCGAUAUGGUUCAAUUUCUUGGUGACACACCUUCAUUGGCAAUUUGGGAGGCACUACAAGAUCUGAAGAAUGUUUCUCAUCUCGAAAUGCUCAGUGGAUACGAUGAAUAUUGCAAUAUUACACCUUUAGACCAAGUUGGUUCAUCCUGGCCUUUACAGUCUUUAGUAAUCGGAAGUGCAGCUGGUGAAUCUAUCAAUACAGUUCACUUACAGACCAUCACUUCUUUAAAACUUGAUUACUGCUGUGGUUUGUCCUUCGAUUUAUGUACUCGCGAUAGUCCAAGUAAACUAAAACAACUUACUAUUAUUGAAAACGAUGCUUGCGAUCAUUUUAUCAAAUUUCAAGAAAAAACUUCUCUGCUGAAUCAUGUCACAGAAUUAGAAAUCCAAAGUACGAAUGGUUGUGAUUUUUCUUAUCAAUACGAUGAAAAAUGUUUUGGCAAAGCAUUGAUUCAAUGUCAUUCGAUUAAAUCUCUCGAUCUAACUAUGAGUGACUCGUCUGACGAUGACUCCAAGGAAACUUAUUUAAUAGAACUACCUGUCUCUUUCCCACCCAAUGUGGAAGUUUUACGUUUUCGAGGACCACCAACUUUAGCAAAUCAUCUGACUGUCUGGUAUAAGUGCAUAUCAGAUCCAAAAUGGUUACCAAAUCUCAAAUCGAUUAAAUUUUGCUUAGAUGUUUGUCAUCGAGAUAAAGAAAUUCCAUCAGAUGUAGCGAAACUUGCACAUGAACAAUCUACACAAUUUUUGAAAGAUUUAAAAUCAUUUCGACCUUCAGUUACUAUCUUGGACGAAGAAGCAGCUCCUGUUUCAACUACAUAG